AAAAUUUUUGUUUCAAAACAAAAAAAAACUUCUUUCUCAUUUCCCGACCCCCAACCAACACCGUUCUACGGCGAAGCUCUGCUCAUCAUCAGAUUAGUUAAUACGCAACUACCAAUGUAACCAACCUGGGGAUUAAAAGAGGAGAGGGUGCACGAAAAGAGAACAACAUUCCUAUAUUCCUCCUCUUUGGCUACGUGCGCAUUCAUUCAUUCAUUCAUUCAUUUGUUUCGUUCCGCUACGGCUACGGGGCAAGCGAGAGAGAUAUGGCGAAUGCCGGGUGCAACCUGGGGCACAGGACGAUCGACGUGCUCAUGUACAUGUGCAUCGACAUGUUCUCCGUGCUUGUCCUCUCCGCGCUCUUCCACCUCGUGCUCCGCCGCCUUGGCCAGCCCAGCGUCAUCUCGCAGCUCCUCGCGGGGGUGGUGAUGGGGAAGACGCUGAUGAGCCGGGUACUGCCGUGGGACGACCUGCACGCGGAGGACAUGGAGGAGAACCUGAACAGCUUCACGGCGAUCGGGCGCAUCUUCAUCAUGUUCCUCAUCGGCCUCGAGAUCGACCUCAACUACCUCUGGCACACCCGCCGCCGCUCCCUCGCCCUCGCCUACGGCGGCGCCCUCUCCUGCGCCCUCCUCGCCGCCGCCUUCUCCCCCCUCCUCCACUCCCUUAUCGCCGCCGACACCGCCUCCGCUGCCGACGGUGGCCGCUUCCGCUUCGCCGCCCUCCUCAUGCUCAUCCUCUCCAACACCGCCUCCCCCGUCGUCGUCCGCAUCGCCACCGAGCUCAAGCUCACCACCUCCGAGACCGGCCGCCUCGCCAUCGCCGCCGCCCUCACCAACGACAUGACCUGCCUCCUCCUCAUCUCCCUCCUCACCGCCACCCCGCUCAGCGACAACGAGAUGUCCUUCCACCAGAAGCUCGCCGCCGGCCUCCUCAUGCUCGCCGCCUCCACCUUCGCCCUCGUCGCCCUCCCCGCCGCCGUCCGCUACAUCAACGCCUGGAACGAGCGCCGCCGCGAGAUCAGCAACUACGAGGUGCUGUUGGUGAUGGUGCUGGUGGCGGGGCUGGCGUCGCUGACGGAGAUGAUCGGCUACAACAACAUGAUGAUGAGCUUCCUGCUGGGGCUGGUGUUCCCGCGGGAGGGGCCGACGAUGCGGACGAUGAUGGCGCGGCUGGCGUUCCCGGUGCACAACGUCGUGCUGCCGCUCUACUUCGCGGUGACGGGGAUGCGGACGGACUUCACGCAGCUGGCGCAGGACCACACGGGGUGGCGGACGGUCGGCACCGCGGUGCUCGUGGUGGUGCUCAGCACUGUGGGGAAGGUCGCCGGGACCGUCGCGGCCGCAAAUCACCUGAAGAUACCGUUCCGGGAAGGAAUGGUGCUGGGGUUCAUCUUGAAUGCAAAAGGUCACGUAGAUAUCAUCACCAUGUCUGUGGCACGAAAGCAAGGGGUGUGGGGUGAGCAAGCGUUCAUUGUCCUUCUGAUAACCGUGUUCGUGAACACCCUCAUGGCGGGCCCAGCGGCAGCGCCGGAGUGGACCCGGCUCGACGGCGAGCUCCGCGUGCUCACCUGCGUGCACGGCCCGCGCGACGUGCUCCCCAUGCUGUCGCUCGCCGAGCUCUCCGGCGGCACUAGCCACACGCCGAUCGCCGUCUACCUCCUCCACCUCGUCGAGCUCACGCAGAAGUACGCCAUCACCUUGAUGUACCACCAGCGCCCCGAGCAGGACGUGGACUCCGCGGGAGGGCUGAUAGCCGGAGACGACACCGACUACGGGGGCGACGACGUGCGGCAGGUGAAUGUCGUGGUCGACGCAUUCACCCGGGAGAGCAGCAUCACCGUGCGGCAGAUGACGGCGGUGUCGUCGUACGCCAACAUGCACGAGGAUGUGUGCAAUGGCGCCGAGGACAUCCGCGCCUGCCUCGUCCUCGUCCCCUUCCACAAGGAGCAGAGGUACGACGGUCGAAUGCUGUGCCGGAAGGACGGGCGGCGCCACAUGAACCUGAAGGUGCUCCAGCACGCGCCCUGCACCGUCGGCAUCCUCGUCGACCGCCGCAUGGGCGGCGGCGUCAGCAACAGCAUGAAGAGCAACGGUGGCAGCAUGCGCGCCGCUCACGACUCUGACGCGGGCCCGCAGGCAGCAGCAGCCACCGCCGACGCGCAGGUCCUGCACCACGUCGUUGCCAUCUUCUUCGGCGGCCCUGACGACCGCGAGGCGGUGGCGUACGCCGGCCGGCUCGCCAUGCACCCGUCCAUCAACAUGACCGUCAUCAGGUUCCUCCACGCCUCCGACAAUCGGAUGAACUCCUCCUCGUCCCGAGUCAGGACCGAGUCGUCGAGCAACACCAGCGAGGUCGCGAUGAUGUUCGACGAGGACCGGGACGCCGAGGAGGACGAGGAGUUCAUGGCGAAUUUCCACAAUAGAUUUGUAGCGUCGGGGAUCGUGACCUACCUGGAGAAGUAUGUGGGCAACGGGCCGGAGUCGGUGACGGCGCUGAGCGUGAUGGCGGGAAUGUACUCGCUCUUCAUAGUGGGGAAGGGCGGAGACCGGAAAAUGCCGACGACGGCGGGGAUCGGCGACUGGGAGGAGUGCUCGGAGUUGGGCCCAGUUGGGGAUCUCCUGGCAUCUGAAGAUUUUAUGGAUACUGGGUCAGUGCUAGUCCUUCAACAGCACAGGUUAUCAAAAACAGGACAGAAAAGCAAAGGCUUAGAGGAUGAGUUCUUGCAAUAGUUUUUAGAGACUUGUGUAAAAAAAAUGUUAUUAAUUAGUCACAUAAUUGGAGUGUAAUUUUAGGUUGUGUUUCAUUUGGAGUAGGCAAUAAUUAAUUAGUGUUCUUCA
Ananas comosus (pineapple) is the source of this 2837-nucleotide messenger RNA. RefSeq names its product cation/H(+) antiporter 1-like. Gene Ontology annotation, biological process: regulation of pH; proton transmembrane transport. The record is from RefSeq and is a predicted model, not a curated record. Gene Ontology annotation, molecular function: antiporter activity. Lineage: Eukaryota; Viridiplantae; Streptophyta; Magnoliopsida; Poales; Bromeliaceae. Gene Ontology annotation, cellular component: membrane; endomembrane system.